Prunus armeniaca (apricot) is the source of this 228-nucleotide messenger RNA. The record is from the annotation of a GenBank genome assembly. Lineage: Eukaryota; Viridiplantae; Streptophyta; Magnoliopsida; Rosales; Rosaceae.
AUGAGUAUUCUGCCGGACUCCCCUUCAAAAAAGAAGGUUGACGUCAAGUCUUCAAGAAAUGAAGCUGCGAAUUCGCUGGCAAAAGAUGUGUCCCCGUUGAGGAAGAAGCCAAGGAUCCCUUACGCUGAGAAGACUCAAGUGAGAGCUGUUUCAUCAUCAUCCGCCAAGGUUAAACAUCUUGCUUGUGUAGAUAGUAGGAGGGUUGGUGAGUGCCAGGGUCCCCCUUGA